AUGUGGGUCACAAAGAGAUUUUUCAAAGCUUCUGCCAAGCGAGCUCAACUCGGAGCAAGGCUGGAAGGAGACCAUCACGUGAGAUCCGAAGAGAGCACUGCCCCCACACCCCGGCUGUCGAGUGGAGGACGGGUCAACAGUGGCGGUGUCGCUCAUCUGAAACCUAUUGAGGCCAUUCCCGGUCCCGGGGGACGGUCUCCCCACAAACUAGAAAGAUCCCAUCUUGUAUUUGCGGAGCUUCACUGUAAGUAUGGAAGCAUCGUGAAGUUCCGGAAAGGAUCACGUUGGAGUGUGCUUCUCUUCGAUCCUGAUCUUAUCGAGGAGGCCUCAGCUCACGAGGGGGCGUGUCCUCACCGGCCGUCUCCGCCGCUUUACGACGUGUGCGUGGAAAGGAAUGGUCGGCAGAAGGGGUUGAGUCAGUCGCAAGGUUUAGAGUGGCUCCGUUUGAGGCGGCCCGUCCAGGAGUUCCUGCUGCAGCCCGCCAACAUCCACCAGUACAUUCCCGCUCUGAGCCAGGUAGCCGAUGAUCUGGUCUCUGAGCUCGGGGACAACUUGCAGCAUUCUGCAAGUUUUGAUCUUGAAGACCUGGCUCUUAGAUACGCAAUAGAAUCCUCGGCAGUUUACUGCAUCAACGCUCGCCUGGGAUUCCUCCAGAGUUCACCGUCCUAUCGAAAUAGCAACCCCGACGCAAUAGCAGGAAGGGAAGACCAAGACCAAGGCUCACACAAUCCUACCACGCACCCGCUUGGCUUCAGUGCCGAGGAAAGAGCUCAGCUGCUUCACAUGGUACGGGUGUUUAUGAGCUCCAUCGCAGAGGGCUUCUACCGCUUCCCUAUCUACAGAUGGUUCAGGACUAAGCUCUACAGGGAAUUUGAAGAGGCUUCGGAAAGCAUAUCCAAUCUCUGCCAGCAGCGUGUGAGACAUGCAGCAAAGUCAAUGCAGAGAAACGGCCUAAGUGGAGACAGUCCGAACCUUUUGAAUUUCCUACUGAGUGAUGGGCGGCUGGAGCUUAAUAAGAGCGCGGCGCUGCUUGGUGGAUUUUUCUCUACAGCCACUGAUAACAUAUCCAACUCAUUGGGCCUGGUGUUCUGGCACUUGGCACGAAAUCAAGAUAAACAAGAUCGCUUGCGUGAAGAGAUUGCCCGGUGUGUGACGUCCUCCGGGCAAGUGUCUCCAGAGGAGAUGUCACACAUGCCCUACCUCAAAGCCUGUGUGAAAGAAAGUUUCAGAGUUGCUUUUCCCUUCCCCGUGGGAUCAGUGAGAGUGAUGCCCCGUGACAUCGCCCUGGCCGGCUAUCACAUCCCACAAGGGACCACAGUAUACUUUGGCCACAACGCCCUGUGCCAUUCUGCCGAACACUUCGAGGCCCCUGAGGAAUACAGACCUGAGCGUUGGCUAAAGCAGACUGGCAGCUCACCUGACCCCAAGAUAAGGCGUCGACAGGCAAUCUGUGUACAGCCUUUUGGCUUGGGUCCACGAAACUGUGUAGGCAGACGCUUAGCAGAGCAACAGAUGUUCCUAGCCGUCAUUAAGGUAUUACAAAGAUUCAAAGUAAAGCUGGGAAACCCGCAAGAAGAGCUGGACAUUGUGCAUAGGAUUUCCGCAAGAUCGUCCAGGGGAUUGGACAUCCAAUUUGAAGCAGUAUAGUUCCCCUAAAAGAAUUUC
Messenger RNA from Aplysia californica (California sea hare), 1665 nucleotides. Its product is annotated as probable cytochrome P450 49a1. Gene Ontology annotation, molecular function: monooxygenase activity; heme binding; oxidoreductase activity, acting on paired donors, with incorporation or reduction of molecular oxygen. The record is from RefSeq and is a predicted model, not a curated record. NCBI's taxonomy places the organism in Eukaryota, Metazoa, Mollusca, Gastropoda, Aplysiida, Aplysiidae. The transcript has 9 exons. The coding region runs from base 1 to 1647 and encodes 548 amino acids.